AUGUCACAAGCAGCAACUGCAGGAGCCAGCAACUCAACAGUCCAUGCUCAAUCGAAUGAACAAAAGCCAUUAAAGCAAAGACCACAGCAUCUCUGUAUAAGGCCUCUGACGAUAUAUGAUCUUGUUCAAGUAGAAAAACUUGAAGAAAGUGCAUUUGAUGAUGCCGAGAGGGCCGACAGGGAGAAACUCAAGUACAGGCUAACUGUAUGUCCAGAACUCUGUUCCGGUUUAUUCAUCCGUGAGUUCGAGGACAUUUCUUCCGAGGCAUUGGAACAGCAAAAGCAUAAAGCCGAGAUCGAGCUUAAGGGCAAGAAGUUGAACAAAGAAAAAAAGCUUGGAAACCAUAAAGAAGAAGAUGAUGAUGACAGUGAUGAAGAAAGCGAGGAUGAGGAUUUCAUACUUCCGCCUCCUAGGUCUACCGUGAAGAAGGAGACCCUUAUUGGUCACGUGAUAGGUACAAAAAUUUAUGAUAACAGAAUAACAGAGAGGUCUAUGGCAAUUCCAAAGCUCACCAAGGAUGACUUACCAGAUCCUUCCGUUCCUGGAAACAGCAAGGUGGGACAUGUUGAGGGAUCACGUAUCAUUGGUAUUCAUUCUGUUGUCAUAGAUCAGCAUUACAGAGGUUUGAAGCUAGGAUCACUUCUCUUGAAAGAUUAUCUCCAGAAGAUGAACCAGCAAUGUGUUGCAGACAAAGUUGUUUUAAUUGCCAAGCAGAAGUUAGUUCCCUUCUACAAGAGUGUCGAGUUCGUUGACGAUGGUAUUAGUGAUUGUAAAUAUGCUGGUGUUGAGUGGCACGAUCUCCAUUGUGUUCUCACACACCAAGAGGAUGAUGAAGAUAUGUAA
Molecule: messenger RNA, 843 nt
Organism: Brettanomyces bruxellensis
Lineage: Eukaryota; Fungi; Ascomycota; Pichiomycetes; Pichiales; Pichiaceae
Exons: 1
Coding region: 1-843 (280 amino acids)
Cellular component (GO): cytoplasm
Molecular function (GO): aralkylamine N-acetyltransferase activity
Source: RefSeq, a predicted model, not a curated record